GGAGAUUCCCAAGAGCCAAGUAUAAUAUUUAGGUCAUAAGAUAAACGACAUUUUGUGCGGAUGCCAACUCUCUCUGUCUUGGUGGGUGUCGCUGAUUUGAAAGUCUUAAAGUACACGGUAUUGUCCUCUUAUUUUACCAACAUUGUCGUGAGACAGGAGACUUGCUCCGUCACAUCAGCGCUACAUUGUUUCACUUGGGUAAGCUAGCUGUCACAUCUCCCACCGCCGAAGAGCAUUCCCGUCUCUAUUCUAAAAUAACACGCUAAGGCAUCAACCCAUCCCGAGGUUCCCAUCUGAUGGAGCAGUUGUUAGUGUCUGCAGAGAGGCACCAUGUUCCCUUGUCAUGUAAGCGCCUGGCCCUCCGCUGAGCCCGCCGCCAGCUCCCGCGGCGGUCAUGUUCCAAUGACGCAGCCCUCGAAGCUGCUCCCCGAUCUGCUGUGCAGCUGUCCCCCACCGCCGCUGAGCGCCCACUCUGAGACGCCCUCACCAGACCCCAUGGACUCCCUCAUCGUUGUCACAGAGUGCGAACCCAGCAGCCGAGCGUCUGGAGGGCAAGGGGAUGAGGAGGAGGUGGAGGAAAUGGACAGUUCUGAAACGCCGCCCUUCCCCACCCAGUCUUGUGACCUGCUCUCCCACACGGCGCGUCGCUCAGAGGCCCUUCUGCCCGCCGGCGAGGAGCAGAGAGCGCGCUUGAGUCUGUCGGACAGGAAGCUGUCGCUGCAGGAGCGCUCGCACACGACCACGUCACCCUGCGGGUCGCCGGGACUCAAUGGCCGCUACAUUUACCCGUCUUUACCUUACUCCCCUAUCACAUCGCCCCACUCUUCUCCACGUUUACCCCGCCGGCCCACCGUGGAAUCCCACAGCGUCUCCAUCACGGACCUCCAGGACUGCGUUCAGCUCAACCAGUACAAGCUGAAAGACGAGAUUGGAAAGGGCUCCUAUGGGGUUGUCAAGCUGGCUUACAACGAAGACGACGACACGUACUAUGCCAUGAAGGUUCUGUCCAAGAAGCGGCUGAUGCGGCAGGCGGGCUUCCCACGACGACCCCCUCCUCGCGGAGCCAAGGCGGACCCCGAGGGCCCCCCGCAACCUAAAGGCCCCCUGGAACGGGUCUACCAGGAGAUCGCCAUACUGAAGAAGUUGGACCAUCCUAAUGUGGUGAAGCUAGUAGAGGUUUUGGAUGACCCCAGUGAGGACCAUCUGUACAUGGUGUUUGAGCUGGUCAAACAAGGGGCGGUGAUGGAGGUGCCGACAGAUAAACCCUUCAGCGAGGACCAGGCUCGCUUUUAUUUCCAGGAUCUGCUCAGGGGAAUUGAGUAUUUACAUUAUCAGAGGAUCAUCCACAGAGACGUGAAGCCCUCCAACCUGCUGGUGGGUGAGGACGGACACAUCAAAAUCGCCGACUUCGGCGUCAGCAACCAGUUUGAGGGGGCUGACGCCCUCCUGACGAGCACCGUGGGGACUCCCGCCUUCCUCGCCCCCGAGACGCUGUCAGAGACCAGGAAGAACUUCUCCGGCAAGGCUUUGGAUGUUUGGGCCAUGGGUGUGACGCUGUAUUGCUUUGUCUUUGGAGUGUGUCCAUUUAUGGAUGAGCGCAUCCUCAGCCUGCAUCAGAAAAUCAAAACGCUGCCAGUGGAGCUACCAGAACAUGCCGACAUAUCAGAUGACCUCAAAGAUUUGUUGCUGAAAAUGUUGGACAAGAAUCCAGAGAGCAGAAUAUCCAUUCCACAGAUGAAGGUGCACCCGUGGGUGACCCGGCACGGCGCCGAGCCCCUCCCUCCGGAAGACGACGCCUGCUGUAUGCUUAUUGAGGUGACGGAGGAGGAAGUGGAGAAUUCCGUCAAACACAUCCCCAGCCUGGCCACAGUGAUCCUGGUGAGAACCAUGUUGAGGAAGCGCUCCUUCGGGAACCCCUUCGACUGGGGUCGUAAAGAAGGUUGUGGCAGCUUACAGACGUAAGGACUUUACGCCGCAAACAGAAAAGAAACAGCAGCCUGGCGACAGCACGAGGAGCGUGGAUCUUCCUUAUGUGGGAGAAGACGAAGCUCUUUCCUGAUGCGCCAGGUUGGAUUUAUCCUUUAUUCCCGCCACGCCGACACCCCUUUACUUUUCUACUGUUCAACUCACACCUACUGUACUGUACUGUACUGUACGCUGCCUAUAUGUGGAAAUGGCAUGGCCGUGUGGGGGGACAAGGACAUUUAAGGACAUCGUCUCCUUCUACGAGACUGUGGGAACAUUCCAGGAGGAGAGGCUCCUCCUCCUCCUUGUCCUAUCUUUGCAUGCUUCUCUGGUGUUAGCAUGCUCAGUCUCAGGCGUCCACUCCGUGUUCCGCCGUAGUCUGGUCUCCUUUUUGACAACACUUUCAGGUACGACAACAGCACACACUUUAUGAAGUCAGGGAGGACCUUCUCAGUCUUCAUCACUUUUAAGUACGACAAAAAAAAAAACUCAACCGUUUCCCCGCUUGUGUCCCAUCUUGUAAUAUAUUUGAUUUCAAAGGACGCUAAAAAAAACAAAAAGGGAUGGACUGUUUACUGAGUGCACGUGUUCUGGUGACUUUAUAAGCUAUUUGAACCUUUUUACGAAGAAUAGAAAGCUUUAAUGAAGGUGUAGUGCUUUGUGAACAAUCACACCCCAUCACUCCAACAUGCUAGGUGAACAUUCUUAAUCUUUUGCAAGGUGCUUCUGGUGAAUCUUUAAAGAGUCCCUGACAUGAUUGAUCAACUUUGCUUAUAUAUGCAUCCAUUUUCUAUACCGUUUAUUCUCAUGAGGGUGGCAGGCAUGCUGGAGCCUAUCCCAAUAUUGCUUAUUUAUUUGUAAUUACCGUCUACAUUGUUACAUUUUUGAAAGAAAACAGUAAAUUGUCAAAAAUGACAUUUAUAGUGCAACACAUGAUGAGUUCGCUUGCUGUUCAGCCUCCUUUCCAGAAGUGACAUCUGCUAAAGCGUAAACAAUAGCAUCUCGAAGUAUAGCUAGUUGACUUGGUUCGGUAUAUUUUUGAUAGAAAUAGUAGUCAUAUGAAAAUGUUGUGUUGCUGCUGGAUGUUCAACGUAUUUAAGUGAUACUGUAAGUUUGUUUGUUUCACAAAAGUGGAAGGUUUAAAAAGGUAAAUGUUAAAAAAUCACUUGCAUAGUGCUUUUCCACCUCCAUUUAUUUACUGAUGACGACUGAUCAGGAGGAACUGGAGGUUCAGUAUCUUUGCCCAAGGAUACUUUCAUUUUGAAAAAGAAUACUAUUCGUCGUGUUAACAUUCCGAUACCAAUCUUUAUCUCCAUGUCUUAAGGCUUAAGUCCAUCUUCUGCCAAAUGUUUCUUCCUCCUCCAUCCAUCCAUCCAUUUUCCUCCGCUUACCCGGGUCCGGGUCGCGGGGGCAGCAGUCUUAGUAGGGAAGCCCAGACUUCCUGGUCCCCGGCCACCUCCUCCAGCUCCACCGGGAGGACACCAAGGCGUUCCCAGGCCAGCUGUGAGACAUAGUCCCUCCAGCGUGUCCUAGGUCUGCCCCUGGGCCUUUUCCCGGCUGGGCAUGCCCGGAACACCUCACCAGGGAGGCGUCCGGGAGGCAUGAGCCAGAUUUGGCCGCCGAAGACCAGGUCGCCCAUGCACCCGCCCUUGACCACCACCCAACACACAAUGCACCGGACCCUUAUGCUUGCCCCCGUAGGUGGUGGGUCUACGAGGGGGUUCUUCCUCCUCGAAAACUAGUAACACAUCGAUGUCGGCUACGAUGACUGUGUCACCGCCAUGACGUCACUUCCUGAAAUGAUUCCUGCCGCGAUGUAGAACAUAAUUACAGCUAAUACUGUAUAUAACAUAUUUUAGCAAAGCUGAUCAAUCAUGUCAAUAAGUAACAUCACCCCAUGAAGGUAUAAUCGAUAGCUGGUCUUUGUAUUCCUCCUAACUUCUCUUCUCCAAUCUCCAGGUGAAAAUACGUUUUGUGUCGUUUAUGUUCAGAAGGCACUGAUCUUGUUUGCAAAGACACCAAAAAAGCUGAAUUUUAUAUGUAAAGAACCUUUAAAUACAUUUUGAUGAGGGAUUUUUUUGUACAAAUCUAUGCAUGACAUAUCUAAAAAAAAAUAAAAUGUAGAGAAAAGAUGUGCCAUGUGGAGGCGGACUUUCCAACCAACUUCUUCUUUUCAAGUUCAUCACAGCAGUUCAUCACCGGAGGUGUCUAAUCAACAUGCUAGAAUAUUGAUCAUAUAAUCAAUGCUUCCACACAGCCGCUACUGUACGUCAGCACUGCUUGAUGUUGAAUGUAUACAAAAAAGGGAUUUUUAUUUAAGUUUCUUGCACAUUUCUCCACCCUCCAUUUGUCUUGUUCUUGUUUAAGAUGAGAACUAUGCAUUCCUCUUUCUUUUCUUCCUUUAAUCAUUAUUUUAGUGCACCUACAAGGAAUAUUACAAGGGGUAGAUCUAAAAAUAAUAAUUUGGAUAUAUAUAUUUUUUAACCUGGGGGGAAAAAGUUGUCGUACAAGAACAAAAAAUUCAUGAGAAAAAUAUAUAUAAAAUCUAAAAUUUUACAUUAUAAUAAAUAUUAUAUAUAAUAUAUAAAUAUAUAUUAAAAUUAUAAUUAUAUAUUAGUUGGUAUUAUUUAUUUAUUAUAAUUUUUUAAAAUAUUUUUAUUAUAUAAACUUUUUAAAAAGAAAACACAUCUGAAUCUUACCAGAAUAUAGUUGGGAUCUUAAGGAAUAAGAAGUUGUAAUAUUGAAUACUAAUAGUAGACGUAAAGAGGAAAAAAGGUCACUUUUACAAGAAUAAAGUUGUAUUAUGAGAAUAAAGUCAUAAUAUUAUCAAGUAAAAAAAAGUUUUAAUCUCAUGAGAAUAAAGUGGUAAUGUCAUGUGAAAACUUUUUCACAGUAAUACUUUUAAUACUUUAAUGGAAUCCUUCACUUUCCAAAGUCACAACAAUAAAGUCAAGGAGUUUUCAAAAUAUUUUCACCUAAAACCCACAUUACCACAUUAGACGUUAGCAAUGCUGUAGAAAAAAGAGAAAAACGCUAAAAUGCUAAAGCUACUUACCAUGGAGAGACGUCUUGAAGUAACUUGGGACUAUCCAGUCUCUUCUUCCGGAUCGGAUUCGGGAUCCAACACAUACAGCUGUAUGCUUAAAAAGAUAAACUCCUAUACUGUUUAUCAACUAUAAAAGUUGGCCUCACACCUAGCAGCACAAGACCAGACGUCCUCCUGAGCACUUGGGCGCAUGGAAUAAAUUCAUUGUGGAAUAAAUUAAUUGGUGGAAUAAAUUAAAACAGACUGUUUUCGCGGAAAUAGGUGCAGAUUCCGUAAGAUCUAUAGGAACUGCUCUAUAGGAGUCCACAACUCAAUACAAAGGGACAAAAAAUAAUCAUAAUAGGUCCUGCUUUAUUUUACCAGAAUAUAAUACUUUGACAAUACUAAUUUUAUGUGAAUAUCGUCCUAAUUUUAAUUUUCCAAACUCAAAAUAUUACAGUAAUAAAGUAGUGAAGUUAUGAGAAACUUACUCAUUUUUAAUUCCCCCCCCCCGACCUGUUGCUCCUUGGUAGAGCACAAAAAGAGUGAGAAUAUGCAAAAAUAAAAAUAAUAAUAAUAAUAAUAAUAAAUAAAACGAGAUGAUAUUGAUGUGAUAUUCCAAAUAGGCUGCACAAGCUGGCCGUGGUUAUUUCAAUCUUGGACUGAGGUGAAGGUAAAACAAUUGAAUGUUUCAAUUGCUGGAUCAGUAUUUUCAUUUCCAUACAUUUACCAAUCAGAUAUUCAUGUUGACCUGCUGUACUGUAUGUAUGAUAUUUAUAUACUGUAUAAUCCUACGUCACAAUGCAUGCCAAACACACACAAACACACACUGUAUUGUCACAGCAUGCGACACAAAUAUACAUACUUACUAUCUUCUUCAAGGGUUGAAUAAAAACAUGACUAUAUUGGAGACAUUUUUCAUGUGAAUAUUUCUUCUCAUUAGGAUCGGACGAUUUCCAUAAAAACAAAAAAAAACCCAAAAAACAUGAUCAGCACUCCAAUCCGUGCCAGUGUGUUUGAUCACUCCCUUCAAACCUCAUGCUCCACUUCUUUACACGCGUUGAUUAGCUGUUGAUGAUUGCUGCUAACUAGCUAGCUAUACAGAAUUAUCCGCCUAGCUUCUGGGCUUCGGAUUCCAAAUGUGACUUUUUACCACAGAGACCUUUUGUUUUUAAAACAAACAAGCAAUGCGGUUAGUUUGGAGCAGUUUUUUGUCCCACUGGGGAGUGGAUAUCACAUCCAUAGGCUUACGUACCUGUCACUGUGCAAUUUAACUAUCUUGUUGACAUGAUACUGAUUAUAUCUUUACUUGUUUUGUCUUCUUAUUUUGUCGCACAGAAAUGUUUCAUAUCAUCAAACAAAUGUAAAUAUUAGUGACAACACAACUGAACACAAAAUGCAGUACUUAGUUGUUAUUAUUAAGGGAGGAAAAAAAAUCCAAAUUACAUGACCCUGUGUGAAAAAUGUAUUGCCCUUCCUUAAUAAAACAUAACUUAAUUGUGAAUUAUCAGUGUGGAAAAGUUUAUAAAGCCAUUUUCUCGAGCUUUGGGACUCCAGCAAACCACAGUGAGAGCCAGUAUCAUCAAGUGGCAAAAACAUGAAUCAGUGAUGAAUUCCCAUUAGUGGUUGGCCAUCCAAAAUAACCCCAAGAGCGCAUCGAUGACUCAUCCAACAGGUCACAAAAGACCCUACAACAGCAUCCACCAUGAUCCCCAAGACCUUUGAGAAAAUACUCUGUGGUCUGAGUUGAAAAAAGUUGAACUUUUUUGAACAGUAAAAUAUGGCGGUGGUAGUGUGAUGGUCUGGGGCUGUUUUGCUGCUAAAGGAGAAUGUCCGACCAUCUGUCGGUGACCUCAAACUGCAGCAGGACCAUGAUACAAAAACACACCAGCAGGUCCAAAAUUCCCCCACGGCUGUAAGAGACUCAUUGCAAGUUAUCACAAACCCUUGAUUGCAGUUGUUGCUGCUAAGGGUGGCCCAACCACUUAGUAUUAACUGUAGGUGGGAAUCACUUUUUCACACUGGGCCAUGUAUAGCUUUGGAUUUUUAUUCAUUUUAUUCAUUUAAAAACAGUAUUUUGUGUUCAGUUGUGUUUUAGUGUAACGAAAAUAAGAAAUCAGGAAGGGCCCUGUGCAACUAAAUCAAUUACCCUAAAUCAACAGAAAAAUGUACAGUUGAUCUAUAUGGGAUCCAUGUGGGAUCCCUACUUGCAGACAACAUAUGAAGAAAGUAUUCAUUGCAAACACAAACACAUGCUUUUAUUCAUGGAGUUGCCCUUUUAUUGUAUUUCAGUUCUACUUGAGCUUUUUCAAUUUUCACUCUCGUCAAAGCCCUUUUUGUUUCACCUUCUGUACAUGCCCCCCCCCCCUCCCAAAAAAAAGGUAUAAAGGUAUUAGGGAUGGGCAUAAUCAUUGAUUCAAUCAGAGGGAUGUUUUGGGACCUAAGGGUAAGAAAAAUAAUAAUACAGUCGUCCCUCGGUUCUCCUAUUCUGUCUGGAAGUGGUAAGUGGCAUCUUACUUUGUCCAGCUUCCCUACUCCGUUUGAAACCCUUUCUGAAGGGGCUAACUGGUUAGCUCGCUAGCUUGUUAGCUUGCGAGCUAUCGGCCAUCUGGAGCAUAAAAGUUGUGCAAUCCGGAGUAAACACUGAAAAAUAGGAGUCUAAUAGUGACUAUAGGGGUGUUAUGUCACGUCUACAGGGCUCUGAUAAAGUAAAAAAAAAUUAUUUCAACUCUGAACCCCUGACAUCACUUCCUGUCCCCCGUCAAUUCUGCUCCCCUCUAAGGUUAACUGCCUUAAAUGGCUUUUCUUGAUUAUGUCUACUAUAUUGGAAGUGUAAAGGUGACUAUAGGGGUGUUAUUUCAUGUCUAGAAGGCUCUAAUCAGGUUUAAAAAACACAUUAGUAGGUGUUCUAUGCCAUAACUAUCAACACAUUCCAUUUAUAAAUAAGGAGUCCUACUUGGUGAACGUCAUCGUCACGGCCAGGUCCGGAAAUAAUUAAGUGCCAUAAAUGAGGGAUAACUGUACAUCAAAAUCAAUGUCAUGUUAUCAAUUAGUGAGAUCAAGGCUGUAAUAACCUCACAGUAAAUAUUCCAUUUUGGGGGAAAAGCUUAUUUUUGAACCUAGAAAUGAUUACAGAAACUUACAUCUUAAUAUCUGAACCUGUUAUAACAAUCCGGGGUGGUGAAGAUUAACAACAAUAUACUGUAUAUCUAUUUCAUAUGCAUCAUAUGUAUGGUAUAUUUUAUAGAAGAUGUACAGACCAGUCUAAAGUUUUAGAACACUCCUAUUAUUUUGGAGGAAAAACAACAUUUUUAGUGUUAAGAUGGUUUAGUUCUCUUCCAUUGUGACUUACCGCUUUUAACUUACACCUUUGUACCAUUUCAAGCUCUCCAUUGGACUUGAACCUCUUUAAUUUACAUACAUUGUAGUAAUACGUUUUAGGGAAAAAAUUGCAUAUUUUGUUUAUGUUCAGGCAGAAAUAAAAUAUUAAAAAGACUAUCUGGUGUUGAAAAGAUGCGGUGAAAGUGGGACAAAUAUAUAUAUAUAUUACAUUUUUAUAUGAGAGGCCAUUUUAGGAGAUAAAUGUAAGGAAUUAUGAUAAAUCUGAUAACAUUAAAAAGAGUUCCGAAAAAAAAUAGAAUA
This is a messenger RNA of Doryrhamphus excisus (bluestripe pipefish), 8632 nucleotides long. The record is from RefSeq and is a predicted model, not a curated record. NCBI's taxonomy places the organism in Eukaryota, Metazoa, Chordata, Actinopteri, Syngnathiformes, Syngnathidae.